Messenger RNA from Sparassis crispa, 711 nucleotides. RefSeq lists its product as hypothetical. The record is from RefSeq and is a predicted model, not a curated record. The coding region runs from base 1 to 711 and encodes 236 amino acids. The transcript is spliced from 2 exons. NCBI's taxonomy places the organism in Eukaryota, Fungi, Basidiomycota, Agaricomycetes, Polyporales, Sparassidaceae.
AUGCCAGCCACGUCGUUGUCGCGCCAGCCACCGCAGCGGCGUGCUGCCCCCUCCUCGCGGUCGCGGAGGCCCCUCGAAGCCUCGCCACACCCCACCCCACCUCCCCGCAGCCUCCCUCAACCCUCUUCGACGUGCUCAGGCACAUCACGGCGAACGACGGCACCGCAGUGGUCACAUCGGCCACCGCGGAGGAACGACGGUGCCGAUCUCCCUCCUCGCGGUCUCCAGGCCCCGACGCUAGCCCGCGUCACCUCCCAGCACCAUCAUCUCACCUUCCUCGACCUGCGUUCGCCCCCUGUGGUGAACGACUGCUCCCCCGUCGUCCAGCCGGCCACCACGGUGCAACAACUGCGCCGACCUCCCACCUGGCGGUCUCCAUGCCCCGACGCUGGCCCGCGUCACCUCAUAGCACCCUCGGCCAAGCCUCCUCGAAUCGCGUUCGCCCGCUGUGGCGAACGACCGGGCCCCGGUCGUCACGCCGGACCCCGCGAUGCCACAACGGCGCUUAGCCCCCUCCUCGCGGCCUCCAUCCCCCGACGCGGGCCCUCGUCGCCUCUCAGCACCCUCGCCCUACCGUCGUCGAUGCGAGUUCGCCCUCUGCGGCGAACGACCGCGCCCCGGACCUCCCGUCAAACAUCGAGCGCCGGCCUGCGGCUCGAUGUCUCUGGCGCACUCAAACGUAACACGUUUGAGCGCGCGUUUACCCAGUAG